UUACGUUGCAAGCUCUUUGCAAAGAUGGGGGACGACCGACCUUUUGUGUGCAACUGUCCCGGCUGUGGACAGGUAAGCCGUCUACCUUUACCUUGUCUUGGGUUUCAGGUGUGUGAGUGUCUGUGUUUCUGAGUUCGGUUUUACCUGUGUGCUAGUGUUUAUGUAUGUUUUACUGUUUGUGGCAGUUGAUCGUGGAAUUAAUAUAGUCUAGUGAAUAUCCUCAUUUCGUUUGGAUUUCACUGUGUGUGUGUGUGUGUGUGUGUGUGUGUGUGUGUUUACAGUUGCGUUUGUGUGGUUGUACUGUACUUGUUUGUGUAUUUUGCUGUCUGGCAGUUGACUGGAAUAACUAUAUUUUGAGUCCGAGUCCUCAGUUGAUUGGAAAGUUGAAACAUGGUAUUGGUGGUACUGUACUCCAGUGUUUCCCCUAUAUUCAUUAAUAAUAAUUUGGGAUGGUAAAACGUUUUCAGUGUAAACUUAAACGACUAAAACCAGAUAUAAAGUAUGUAGAAAAGAUAAUGGCGCAAUACAUAUUUUUAUUCUAUAUUUUUGUAGGUUUUUGAUGUGUUUUUUCCCAUCCGAUUUAUGCUUUGGCCACAAAUAAGAGUAUAGGAUGAGUCAACAACAUUAUUUGGGAAUGAGUUAACAGAAUAUUAACUUUUAAAAGUCAGAUUUUCACUGGACAGUUACUUUAAAACUGCACGUUUUCUCUUAGCUCCAUGGCAAAAUGUGUAGAAUUGCAGGAAACUAGCUUUGAAACUGUGAAUGUUCUCUCCGCCCCAUGACAAAAUGUAUAGAAUUGCAGGAAAUUACUUUAAAACAGCAAAAUUGUCUCUGCAGUUAGGAGGAGGGCCCCCCUUUGCCACCGCUGCUGAACGAAAUCCUAGGGGAAACACUGUACUCAUACUGGGAAGCUGCUACGGUCAUCCACCUCUUCAAAGGGAUCCAAACUGUUACAGACCUAUAUCCAUCCUGCCCUGCCAAAGUAUUUGAAAGCCAAGUUAACAAACAGAUCACCGACCAUUUCGAAUCCUACCCGUACCUUCUCCGCUAUGCAAUCCGGUUUCCGAGCUGGUCAUGGGUGCACCUCAGCCACGCUCAAGGUCCUAAACGAUAUUAUAACCGCGAUAAAAGACAGUACUGCGCAGCCCUCUUCAUCGACCUGGCCAAGGCUUUCGACUCUUGUCAACCACCGCAUUCUUAUUCGCAGACUAAAUAGCCUUGGUUUCUCUAAUGACUGCCUCGCCUGGUUCACCAACUACUUCUCAGAUAGAGUUCAAUGUGUCAAAUCGGAGGGCCUGUUGUCUGGACGUCUGGACCUCUGGCCGUCUCUAUGGGGGUGCCACGGGGUUCAAUUCUCGGGCUGACUCUAUUCUCUGUGUAUAUCAAUGAUGUCGCUCUUGCUGCUGGUGACGCUCGGAUCCACCUCUAUGCGGACAACACCAUUUUGUAUACAUCUAGCCCCUCAUUGGACACUGUGUUAACAAACCUCCAAACGAGCUUCAAUGCCAUACAACACUCCUUCCGUAGCCUCCAACUGCUCUUAAACACUAGUAAAACUAAAUGCAUGCUCUUCAACCGAACGCUGUUUGCACCCGCCCACCCAACUAGAAUCACUACUCUCGGCGGGUCUGACCUAGAGUAUGUGGACAACUACAAAUACCUAGGUGUCUGGUUAGACUGUAAACUCUCCUUCCAGACUCACAUUAAGGUUCUCCAAUCAAAAGUUAGAUCUAGAAUCAGCUUCCUAUUUCGCAACAAAGCCUCCUUCACUCAUGCUGCCAAACAUGCCCUCGUAAAACGGACUAUCCUACCGAUCCUUGACUUCGGCGAUGUCAUUUACAAAAUAGCCUCCAACACUCUAAUCAGCAAAUUGGAUGUAGUCUAUCACAGUACCAUCCGUUUUGUCACCAAAGCCCCAUAUACUACCCACCACUGAGACCUGUACACUCUUGUUGGCUGGCCCUCACUACAUAUUCGUCGCCAAACCCACUGGCUCCAGGUCAACUAUAAAUCACUGCUAGGCAAAUCCCCGUCUUAUCUUAGCUCACUGGUCACCAUAGCAACACCCACCCGUAGUCUGCGCUCCAGCAGGUAUAUCUCACUGGUCAUCCCCAAAGCCAACACCUCCUUUGGCCGCCAUUCCUUCCAGUUCUCUGCUGCCAAUGACUGGAACGAACUGCAAAAAUCUCUGAAGCUGGAGACUCUUAUCUCCCUCACUAACUUUAAGCGUCAGUUGUCAGAGCAGUUUACCGAUCACUGCACCUGUACACAGCCCAUCUGUAAUUAGCCCACCCAACUACCUCAUCCCCAUAUUGUUAUUUAUUUUGCUAAUUUGCACCCCAGUAUCUCUAUUUGCACAUCAUCUUUUGCACAUCUAUCAUUCCAGUGUUAAUAUGAAAUUGUAACUAUUUUGCACUAUGGCCUAUUUAUUGCCUUACCUCCAUAACUUACUACAUUCGCACACACUGUAUAUAUAUUUUCUGUUGUAUUUUUGACUAUGUUUUGUUUACCCCAUAUGUAACUCUGUGUUGUUUUUUAUCGCACUGCUUUGCUUUAUCUUGGCCAGGUCACAGUUGUAAAUGAGAACUUGUUCUCAACUGGCUUACCUGGUUAAAUAAAGGUGGAGGAAAAAAAAAAAACAUUCUGAAAUGAAUGACAUUUCCCAUUGCAGUGGUGGAACAUGGGUAGCGAGUAGACACUUAUUUUAAACAUCAACAGGAUUUAGCUCUGCUGCCACUGAAAGUGUCCACAUGGACAACACAACACAUUUAUAUUUUCUGUUUCUGUUCUGUUGCCAACUCCUUGUGAAAUGAUCAUGUUUGGUGUGACAUUGAGUGGCAAGAGAGGACAGACACAUCUGUGAUCAGACUAGGUCUCUUCCACUUUGGUUAAUGAGCUCACACAUGGACAAUAACACACUGCCGUUCAGCCAGGCGACAAACACUGAUCACACUGUCUGACAGUGACAGCUAGCGCUAUUGUGAAACAAUGCGGAUGUAUCUAAUGCAAUUCAUUUUCUUUGUAAGAGCCCACAUGGACAACACAACACACUGGCAUUCAGGCCACACACACACACACACACACACACACACUGAUCCCACUGAUAGUGAUGGCUAGCUAGUCAACAUGGGUCUUUCUGAAGCUUCUGUUUCUUUAUGAGAGCCCACAUGGACAAUGCACUGAUCACUGAGAAAUACCGCUAGCCUAGCGGUGUUGUGAUACAAUGCUGGCAAGGUGUUGUCUCAGCCAGCCAGCCAGCCACUAAGCCAGCCAGCCAGCCACUAAGCCAGCCAGCCAGCCACUAAGCCAGCCAGCCAGCGAGUCACAGGCAGCAGGCAGCACAGAUGACACAUUUUUCAACCUGUUUCUGUCUCACUUCUACAGCCUGCAGACAAAAGAGGUUAGAGACCCAUAUUGACUCAGCUUGGCACUACAUGUCUAUGGCUGGCUGGUUGCGUCCCAGAUAGAACCCUAUUCCAUUUAUAGUGCACUACUUUAGACCAGAGGGGGCUAUAAUAAUAUGGGUUCUGGCCAGAAACAACAUGUCUGUAUAAUAAUAUGGGUUCUGGCCAGAAACAACAUGUAUGUAUAAUAAUAUGGGUUCUGGCCAGAAACAACAUGUAUGUAUAAUAAUAUGGGUUCUGGCCAGAAACAACAUGUAUGUAUAAUAAUAUGGGUUCUGGCCAGAGAACAUGGUGGCCAGAGAACAUGGUGGCCAGAGAACAUGGUGGCCAGAGAACAUGGUGAAUAACAGUCAUAACUAGAAGCGUAGUAUUUUCAAUGUCUUUUGCUCAUAGGGAUAUUUCCAUUUCCAUUUUUAGUCAUUUAGCAGACGCUCUUAUCCAGAGCGACUUACAGUUAGUUACAGUUAGUGAGUGCAUACAUUUUCAUACUGGCCCCCCGUGGGAAACGAACCCACAACCCUGGCGUUGCAAGCGCCAUGCUCUACCAACUGGUUCUUCCCUUUUGGCUAGUGAUGACAUGACCUAUAAGCCUCAUUAGGAAACAUUAUAAAGGUUCUCACAUGCUUAUCACAGCAUCAUAAGGCAUUGUACCAGCAGGCUUUACCACGUGUUUUACUGCGGACAGCUUGAAGACGACAGAUGAGUGUGGAGAGGAAAUGUAAUUGCAAAUUAGUAAGGUUAUUACCUUGUACCUUAUUAUAUAAUAGAUAAUUAGUGUUGUACUCUUUGCUGUCCUAAGGUAUUUAGUGGUUAGACAACUCAAGCAUGUACCGCAGACACAACGGCACAGCAUGCGUCUGGAAUGAAUCAUUUGUUGUUUGCUCAUUAAUCCUCUCAGAACCUUCAGCGACUCAACUUCAAGUUACCACAACAGAGUUUAGAUUCUACUUGACUUGCUCAUGUAAGGACAAUAAUGAUGUUACAUAUUUCAUUUUUUGACAACAUUUAUUACUCCGUGACAAGAAAGGAAAAUAUAUACUGAAAUGGAUGUUUAGAUAAAAGGUACAGGAUGGUGUUUUAAGGUUUGGUUGAAUGAACACUGAUGUCUACUCUAGCCUCUCUGUAGCAGACUUGCCAGUUUUUUCCCGUAGUUUUAAAUUGUGUGUGUGUGUGUGCUAUCAUCAUAGCAGAGUGUGUUGGUGCGCUUUGGGUGUGUUGUGAUACGCUCACACUCAAACACUUGGCCCUUUCUAAUGUGUGUGAAGGCUAUGUUGUUCUUCAGUCAAAACCGAACAGAAGUGUGAUUUUAUUCAGGUAAUUGCACUCUGAUAUCCAGACCAGGUCUUGUCCAGGCCUGUCCGCCAUGCAAUGGAAUGUAGGCUAUGCAAUUGUGGAAACCUGAUGUGAGUCUGGCCUUUCCAAGAAUCCUUCCUUACAAUUCGAGUUUCCAUCAGAGUUUUCCCUUCAAGUUUACAGUGACAGGGUCUCCAUUUUGACUUGUUUGCUAUUUAUUGUUAGAUAUGAUAAUCCUUGCUUCCAGUAUCUCCUACGUACGUACAGUGCCUUCGGAAAGUAUUCAGACCCCUUGACGUUUUCCACAUUUUGUUACGUUACAGCCUUAUUCUAAAAUUGAUGAAAUUUAAAAAAAGAUCCUCAGCAAUCUACACACAAUACCCCAUAAUGACAAAGCGAAAACUGGUUUUUAGAAAUGUGUGCUAAUUUGUUAAAAAUAAAAAACAGAAAUACCUUUAUUGUGCAUGCUUUUUCCAUUGAUCAUCCUUGAUCUGUUUCUACAACUUGAUUGGAGUCCACCUGUGGUAAAUUCAAUUGAUUGGACAUGAUUUGGAAAGGCACACAUCUGUCUAUAUAAGGUCCCACAGUUGACAGUGCAUGUCAGAGCAAAAACCAAGCCAUGAGGUCGAAGGAAUUGUCCGUAGAGCUCCGAGACAGGAUUGUGUCGAGGCACAGAUCUGGGGAAGGGUACCAAAACAUUUCUGCAGCAUUGAAGGUCCCCAAGAACACAGUGGCCUCCAUCAUUCUGAAAUGGAAGACGUUUGAAACCACCAAGACUCUUCCUAGGGCUGGCCGCCCGGCCAAACUGAGCAAUCGGGGGAGAAGGGCCUUGGUCAGGGAGGUGACCAAGAACCCGAUGGUCACUCUGACAGAGUUCUAGAGUUCCUCUGUGGAGAUGGGAGAACCUUCCAGAAGGACAACCAUCUCUGCAGCACUCUACCAAUCAGGCCUUUAUGGUACAGUGGCCAGACGGAAGCCACUCCUCAGUAAAAGGCACAUGACAACCCGCUUGGAGUUUGCCAAAAGGAACCUAAAGACUCAGACCAUGAGAAACAAGAUUCUGAAUGCCAAGCGUCACGUCUGGAGGAAACCUGGCACCAUAUCUACGGUGAAGCAUGGUGGUGGCAGCAUCAUGCUGUGGGGAUGUUUUUCAGCAGCAGGGACUGGGAGACUAGUCAGGAUCGAGGGAAAGAUGGACGGAGCAAAGUACAGAGAGAUCCUUGAUGAAAACCUAUACCAGCAAGACAACGACCCUAAGCACACAGCCAAGACAACCCAGGAGUGGCUCCGGGACAAGUCUCUGAAUGUCCUUGACUGAACCAACCAGAGCCAGGACUUGAACCCGAUCAAACAUCUCUGGAGAGACCUGAAAAUAGCUGUGCAGCAACGCUCCCCAUCCAACCUGACAGCUUGAGAGGAUCUGCAGAGGAGAAUGGGAGAAACUCCCAAAAUACAGGUGUGCCAAGCUUGUAGCGUCAUACCCAAGAAGACUUGAGGCUGUACUUGCUGCCAAAAGUGCUUCAACAAAGUACCAAGUAAAGGGUUUGAAUACUUAUGGAAAUGUUAUAUUUCAUUUUUCCAUUUUUUAUACAUUUCCAAAAGGGAGGGAGAGACGAGAUGGCAACCAACCAAGCCGACUCGCGCUAUAGUAGACCAAUAACUGCCAUAGCUAGGUUAUUUAUUAUCAAAUAUGAUUACGUAGUGCCUGUUUUUGACUGCUUCAAACCGGGAGAAGCUAGUUAAGAUAGCUAACGUUAGCUAGCUAGGCUAACUGAGGCUGCAGUGCAUGCGCCUUCUCAUCCUACAGUUACAAAUAACAACACGGUUCAGAAUAUAAAGUAGCAGCCUCCCUACCUAUUGGCUCUUGGUCAUUGUAGCCUAUCCUUCUCCUUUACAUUUUAUUUCCAUCAUUUUAAUUCCAUCUUCCAUUGAUUAGAUAUCUCCUAACUUUUGCCACACAGAGGCUCUAUGACUGACUGUAGCCUAUUGCCGCUUUGAUGACUUAUGAUUGGCCAACAACAACAAGCACAAGCUGGACGCGCGACGCUCCACUCUGGUGAAAAGCAAGAGCAGCAUCAUAUAUGAUAACAUUUCUCUCUGUACUGCAGCAGUCGCAUUCGGUUCUGUACGGACCCUUCCUGACAGGCCAGUUAAAGUAACAUAUACUCGAGACCCGUGACAAUCAUAUCAGAUCCGUGACAUUAUUUAGAAUUCUGGAUACGGACCCGCUCGGGUCCCGGAUCGGGUCUCGGAUGUUUGGAUACAGGUUGAUCGGUGAAGACCUCUAGUAUGUAUGUACAAUCAGGGAGAUUAAUUUUAGAUUGUUUCCCCGAGCCCGACCCAGUCAUCUUGGUAAUAGGAAAGAUACUAUCAGUCUGUGAGACAUGUACUAGUGUAUUGGUGAUGCUGCCGCUAGCUGGUACUGGCUACAAAUAUGCUCCUGUCAGUUUCCACUUGGUGCUCUGCUCUCUCUCUCUGCUCUCUCUCUCUGCUCUGUCUCUCCCCACUCUCUCUCUGCUCUGUCUCCCCCCCUCUGCUCUGUCUCUCCCUCCCCCUCUCUCUUCUCUGUCCCCCCCCCCCCCCCCCCCGCCCCUGCGCUGUCUCUCUCCCCCCUUCUCUCUCUGCUCUGUCUCUCCCCCUCUCUCUCUGCUGGGCCCCCACCCUCUCUGCUCUCUCAAUUCAAUUCAAUUUCAAUUUAAGGGCUUUAUUGGCAUGGGAAACGUGUGUUAACAUUGCCAAAGCAAGUGAAGUAGAUAGUAAACAAAAGUGAAAUAAACAAUAAAUAUUAACAGUAAACAUUACACUCAGAAGUUUCAAAAGAAUAAAGACAUUUCAAAUGUCAUAUUAUGUAUAUAUACAGUGUUGUAACAAUGUGCAAAUAGUUAAAGUACAAAUGGGAAAAUAAAUAAACAUAAAUAUGGGUUGUAUUUACAAUGGUGUUUGUUCUUCACUGGUUGCCCUUUUCUUGUGGCAACAGGUCACAAAUCUUGCAGCUGUGAUGGCACACUGUGGUUUUUCACCCAGUAGAUAAGGGAGUUUAUCAAAAUUGGGUUUGUUUUCAAAUUCUUUGUGGAUCGCUGUAAUCUGAGGGAAAUAUGUGUCUCUAAUAUGGUCAUACAUUUGGCAGGAGGUUAGGAAGUGCAGCUCAGUUUCCACCUCAUUUUGUGGGCAGUGUGCACAUAGCCUGUCUUCUCUUGAGAGCCAGGUCUGCCUACGGCGGCCUUUCUCAAUAGCAAGGCUAUGCUCACUGAGUCUGUACAUAGUCAAAGCUUUCCUUAAGUUUGGGUCAGUCACAGUGGUCAAGUAUUCUGCCACUGUGUACUCUCUGUUUAGGGCCAAAUAGCAUUCUAGUUUGCUCUGUUUUUUUUUGUUUGUUCUUUCCAAUGUGUCAAGUAAUUCUCUUUUUGUUUUCUCAUGAUUUGGUUGGGUCUAGUUGUGUUGUUGUUGUUGUUGUUGUCCUGGGGCUGUGUGGGGUCUGUUUGUGUUUGUGAACAGAGCCCCAGGACAAGCUUACUUAGGGGACUCUUCUCCAAGUUCAUCUCUCUGUAGGUGAUGGCUUUGUUAUGGAAGGUUUGGGAAUCGCUUCCUUUUAAGUGGUUAUAGAAUUUAACGGCUCUUUUCUGGAUUUUGAUAAUUAGCGGGUAUUGGCCUAAUUCUGCUCUGCAUGCAUUAUUUGGUGUUUUAUGUUGUAUACGGAGGAUGUUUUUGCAGAAUUCUGCAUGCAGAGUCUCAAUUUGGUGUUUGUCCCAUUUUGUGAAUUCUUGGUUGGUGAGCGGACCCCAGACCUCAGAACCAUAAAGGGCAAUGGGUUCUAUAACUGAUUCAAGUAUUUUUAGCCAGAUCCUAAUUGGUAUGUCAAAUUUUAUGUUCCUUUUGAUGGCAUAGAAGGCCCUUCUUGCCUUGUCUCUCAGAUCGUUCACAGCUUUGUGGAAGUUACCUGUGGCGCUGAUGUUUAGGCCGAGGUAUGUAUAGUUUUUUGUGUGCUCUAGGGCAACGGUGUCUAGAUGGAAUUUGUAUUUGUGGUCCUGGCAACUGGACCUUUUUUGGAACACCAUUAUUUUUGUCUUACUGAGAUUUACUGUCAGGGCCCAGGUCUGACAGAAUCUGUGCAGAAGAUCUAGGUGCUGCUGUAGGCCCUCCUUGGUUGGUGACAGAAGCACCAGAUCGUCAGCAAACAGAAGACAUUUGACUUCAGAUUCUAGUAGGGUGAGGCCGGGUGCUGCAGACUGUUCUAGUGCCCUCGCCAAUUCGUUGAUAUAUAUGUUGAAGAGGGUGGGGCUUAAACUGCAUCCCUGUCUCACCCCACGGCCCUGUGGAAAGAAAUGUGUGUGUUUUUUGCCAAUUUUAACCGCACACUUGUUGUUUGUGUACAUGGAUUUUAUAAUGUCGUAUGUUUUUCCCCCAACCCCACUUUCCAUCAAUUUGUAUAGCAGACCCUCAUGCCAAAUUGAGUCAAAAGCUUUUUUGAAAUCAACAAAGCAUGAGAAGACUUUGCCUUUGUUUUGGUUUGUUUGUUUGUCAAUUAGGGUGUGCAGGGUGAAUACGUGGUCUGUCGUACGGUAAUUUGGUAAAAAGCCAAUUUGACAUUUGCUCAGUACAUUGUUUUCACUGAGGAAAUGAACUAGUCUGCUGUUAAUGAUAAUGCAGAGGAUUUUCCCAAGGUUGCUGUUGACGCAUAUCCCACGGUAGUUAUUGGGGUCAAAUUUGUCUCCACUUUUGUGGAUUGGGGUGAUCAGUCCUUGGUUCCAGAUGUUGGGGAAGAUGCCAGAGCUAAGGAUGAUGUUAAAGAGUUUAAGUAUAGCUAAUUGAAAUUUGUGGUCUGUAUAUUUUAUCAUUUCAUUGAGGAUACCAUCAACACCACAGGACUUUUUGGGUUGGAGGGUUUGUAUUUUAUCCUGUAGUUCAUUCAAUGUAAUUGGAGAAUCCAGUGGGUUCUGGUAGUCUUUAAUAGUUGAUUCUAAGAUUUGCAUUUGAUCAUGUAUAUUUUUUUGCUGUUUGUUCUCUGUUAUAGGGCCAAAAAGAUUGGAGAAGUGGUUUACCCAUACAUCUCCGUUUUGGAUAGAUAGCUCUUCGUGUUGUUGUUUGUUUAGUGUUUUCCAAUUUUCCCAGAAGUGGUUAGAGUCUAUGGAUUCUUCAAUUACAUUGAGCUGAUUUCUGACAUGCUGUUCCUUCUUUUUCCGUAGUGUAUUUCUGUAUUGUUUUAGUGAUUCACCAUAGUGAAGGCGUAGGCUCAGGUUUUCUGGGUCUCUAUGUUUUUGGUUGGAUAGGUUUCUCAAUUUCUUUCUUAGGUUUUUGCAUUCUUCAUCAAACCAUUUAUCACUGUUAUUACUUUUCUUUGGUUUUCUGUUAGAGAUUUUUAGAUUUGAUAGGGAAGCUGAGAGGUCAAAUAUACUGUUUAGGUUUUCUACUGCCAAGUUUACACCUUCACUAUUACAGUGGAACGUUUUGUCCAGGAAGUUGUCUAGAAUGGAUUGAAUUUGUUGUUUCCUAAUUGUUUUUUGGUAGGUUUCAACACUACUUUCCUUCCAUCUAUAGCAUUUCUUAAUAUUAUUCAGUUCUUUUGGCUUUGAUGCCUCAUGAUUGAGUAUUGCUCUGUUCAAGUAGACUGUGAUUUUGCUGUGGUCUGAUAGGGGUGUCAGUGGGCUGACUGUGAACGCUCUGAGAGACUCUGGGUUGAGGUCAGUGAUAAAGUAGUCUACAGUACUACUGCCAAGAGAUGAGCUAUAGGUGUACCUACCAUAGGAGUCCCCUCGAAGCCUACCAUUGACUAUGUACAUACCCAGUGUGCGACAGAGCUGCAGGAGUCGUGACCCAUUUUUGUUGGUUAUGUUGUCGUAGUUGUGCCUAGGGGGGCAUAUGGGGGAGGGAAUGCUGUCACCUCCAGGUAGGUGUUUGUCCCCCUGUGUGCUGAGGGUGUCAGGUUCUUGUCCAGUUCUGGCAUUUAGGUCGCCACAGACUAGUACAUGUCCCUGGGUCUGGAAAUUAUUGAUUUCCCCCUCCAGGAUGGAGAAACUGUCUUCAUUAAAGUAUGGGGAUUCUCUCUCUCUCUCUGCUCUGUCCACCCCCCCUCUCUCUGCUCUCUCUCUCUUUCUCUCACUCACUCACACUCACGACUUAGUGUUUCUUUUUGUUUUGAUCUACUUCCGUAAACUAAACUAAAGCAACUCCAAAAGGGAAGAGAACAAACAAAGACUGAUUUGUAGCACCUUGGUGUGUUGGUUGGCUGACAGACUUCUGCAGAUGUGCUGCAAGCAGAUAAACACAUACUUGUUCACGAGGCUACUUGUUCAGUUGACCAUACGUCUUACAAAUGGAAUAAUAUGCAAGUGCACCGCAGAUGCUUAAUCUAUUAACGUACAGGAAGCCAACAAGUAGGCCUGUCACCUCCCUAACCCUAGCCUGUCACCUCCCUAACCCUAGCUUGUCACCUCCCUAACCCUAGCUUGUCACCUCCCUAACCCUAGCCUGUCACCUCCCUAACCCUAACCUGUCACCUCCCUAACCCUAGCCUGUCACCUCCCUAACCCUAGCCCGCCACCUCCCUAACCCUAGCCUGACACCUCCCUAACCCUAGCCUGACACCUCCCUAACCCUAGCCUGACACCUCCCUAACCCUAGCCUGACACCUCCCUAACCCUAGCCUGUCACCUCCCUAACCCUAGCCUGUCACCUCCCUAACCCUAGCCCCACCACUCCAACCCUCCUCCCCUCCCUACAUCCGCCACCUCCCUAACCCUACCUGUCACCCCCCUAACCCUAGCCUGCACCUCCCUAACCCUAGCCUGUCCCACCUCCCUAACCCCUAGCCUGUCAACCUCCCUAACCCUAGCCUGUCACCUCCCUAACCCUACCUUCCCUCCCUACCCUGCCUGCCACCUCCUACCCUACCUCCCCUCCCUAUGCCUCCCUCCCUACCCGCCUCCCCACCCUAACCCUAAACCUGGCCACCCUCCCUCCCUAGCCUCCACCUUUCCCCAACCCUACCUGUCACUUUCCUCCACCCCCUUCCCCCUCCCUACCCUAUCCUUCACCUCCCUAACCCCUCUCCUUCCCACCUCCCUAACCCUAGCCUGUCACCCCCCCCCCCCUAACCCUAUCCUGCACCCUCCUAACCCUACCCCGUCACCUCCCCUACCACCCCCGACCCCCUAUCCCAACCCUAAAGGCCCACCGUCCCUCCCCACCCUGCCUCCCUCCCUAACCUACCCUACCCUCCCCAACCCUAUCCACCCUAGCCCCCCUCCCUCCCUAGCCCUACCUGCCACCCCACAUCCCUAACCCUAGCCUGCCACCUCCCUAGCCCUUGCCUGCCCACUUUCCCUAACCCUAGCCCUAGCCUGCCACUUCCCUAACCACCUCCACUUCCUGGUUGGGGGCCACGGUUGGCUCAAUGUGUUUUCACACUCAGUCACCAAUGCCAUUUCCUAUACAUGUAGGCUUGUGUCCUACUUAAUGGUCUGGAAAAAAGGGCCCCAACGUGUAUGAUAAGGGAUUUUUUUUUCACCCAAAGAUACCAUGGUUUCCAAAAACCGUGGCUUUCCCUUACAUCUGAUAUUGAGGUUAAGGUGCUUUCUGGCCCUAACUGACGUGUGUGUGUGUGUGAUAUUAACUCUCCUCCCCUCCCCUCCCACCCUCCCUCUUAUCUCCCUCUCUCCCCUCCCACCCUCUCUUCUCCUCUCCUCCCCUCAUCCCCCCCUCCCUCCCACCCUCUCUCCCCUCCCUCCCUCCCUCUCUACCCCUCCCUCCCUCUCUACCCCUCCCUCCCUCUCUCCCCCUCCCCACCCUCUCUCUCUCACUCCCCCUCCCACUCUCUCUCCCUCUCCUCUCCCCCCUCCCUCCCACCCUCUCUCUCCCACCCUCUCUCCCCCUCUCUCCUUCUCUCCCCCCUCCCAUUCUCCCACCCUCUCUCCCCCCUCCCACCCUCUCUCCCUCCCUCUCUCCCCCUCCCACCCUCUCUCCAGAGGUUUACCAAUGAGGACCACCUGGCUGUACACAAACACAAGCAUGAGAUGACUCUAAAGUUUGGCCCUGCCAGGACUGACUCUGUCAUUAUCCAAGGUACUGGUUCUCCUAGUGAGUCUGUAAUAUUUAGUUUUAUUACUCUACUGUUCUGGCACCUCUUUACUUUGGUCCAUUUGUCAGUUGUUGAGUACCCAAAUGUCAGUUGUGAUCACCAGAACAUUUUAGUCGGAUAUAGGAUCACUGAUGUCCCCACCUGUCAAGUUUGACUUCUCUGAAAACCUUUAGUGGUUGACCUUUAGUAGUUGAAUAUUGGAUUAAUUUGAUCUUUAAAUCGUCAUGCCAAAGUGUGUCAGAAUAAAAGUCAUCCAUGGGCUUUGAAAAAGGUGAUAUUUUCUCAAAUUGACAUUUCUCUUUGUGUUUCUCUUCCUCCUGUUCCAGACCAGACCCCUACUCCCACUCGCUUCCUGAAGAACUGUGAGGAGGUGGGGCUGUUCAACGAGCUGGCUAGCUCCUUCGCUGAGGAGUUCAGGAAGGCCCAGGAGGAUGACGACAAGCGGGCCAAGAACCCUGUGAGUAGAAAUCGCUUGGUUCUCUGUAGCUUAGUUGGUAGAGCAUGGCGGUUGCAAUGCCAGUAUAGUGGGUUCGAUUCCCGGGACCACCCGUAUGUAAAAUGUAUGCACACAAGACUGCUUUGGAUAAAAGCAUCUGCUAAAUGGCAUAAUAUUAUCAUAUUAUAGAACCGAGGGAGUUUGAUAGACCAUGUUUGCCUGAUUAGGUACUGUAUCUGAGACCCAAAGACUUGCAUUAGGUCUAAGCUUUAGGUCAGAACACAGUGUUGUUGCACGCAGAAGAGCAGGAUCGGAACCCAAUCGGUCACAUGAGCAAUAGGGUGGAAUGGGAUGGGAGUCCUGGAUCUUCUGAAGGGAUAUCUCUGCUGUGUUUCAUAGUGUCACAGUCUCUCCCCCCCACCCCCCCCCUCCAGCUCCCUGCCCCCCACAGAGAGGUGGCCCUACACAUGAGCCUGCAGACACCGUCAGCAGAAUCCAUGAAGGUGAAGGAGGAGGAGCCUGUGGAGGUUGACUCUUCCCCACCAGGAAGUCCUGAUUCCUUCUCCAGCAUGUCAGACAGUAGCAGGGAUGCCAUGGUGAGACGAGGAAAGGUAGGGGUCAAAACUUAGGGGACAUGACUGACCAGCAAACCCAUGUUGAAUGACCUAAUUGGUUCUGGUUAGGAUUAGAGUUAUGGGUUGACAUGCCAGUCAUGUCCCUUCAGUCACACCCAAAGGUAGGGGACAGGGGAGCGCCAGAGGAACGGGUAGGUAUGGGUGACCAGGAUGGAUGGGCACUGUGGUCUGUUGAUGGGGAGCGUCUGACAGGAUCGGGAAACAACAUGUACGGACCUGCUGUACUCCAUAUUAACUAUGUCUAUGAGCUAUCAAGAAACAAUCCACAAUGCAUUGGGAAAGAGGCUGUAUUAAACCUAUGAGAGUCAUAAUUGACCUUAUACUAAACAUCUGUUGUUGAACUAGGCAUCUCUCCUGUCUUCUCUCAGGACACUCCCCUGAGGUCAGUGCUGAGUUCGGCCCCCACCCCCACCAUCGUGAGGCACGGUGCCCUCCCUAUGCGUCCCAGACCAGGUUCUCUGCCCCUCCACUUGGGCUUUGACACCUUGCAGCCCACCAUGCCUUCACCCACCUCCGUCAUCACACCCACCCCACCCUCCAACCGCACCCUGCUGGGGUGAGUGACUGGUCCUGCACAAGCCUGGUUCUAGAUUUGAAGACUGCUCAGAUCUGGACCCAGGCUAGUCCUCCAUGGGGCCUGGAGCUGCAGUUAAAGAUGACUUUUAUAUGCUGAAUUCCACAUCAACCCUUUUUACGACCGUUUAGGCUAGAGACAAGCCGUUUUCUUUGCUGUAAAGCUGCAAGCAUGCCUGUCGCGGUUCUGAAACACUUCAGUGUGCUGUAGGCAGCAGCGGAGUUAGGAGACUAGAAAACAGCCCUUGUCUUAAUUGUCUAAGAAAAGUGAGGAGAGACGAAACCCCAACUUAAUUACGUCUAUAAUCAACAGCCUAACUGUUAAAUGUGCCUGGCUUUAUAAAUCAUCCAUAUACAGUACCAGUUAAAAGUUUGGACACACCUACUCAUUCCAGGGUUUUUCUUUAUUUUUACUAUUUUCUACUAUGUAGAAUAAUAGUGAAGACAUCAAAACUAUGAAAUAAUACAUAUGGAAUCAUGUAGUAACCCCAAAAAGUGUUAAACAAAUCAAAAUAUAUUUUAUAUUUGAGAUUCUUCAAAUAGCCCCCCUUUGCCUUGAUGACAGCUUUGCACACUCUUGGCAUUCUCUUAGUUGUGAUGUCUUCACUAUUAUUCUACAAUGUAGAAAAUAGUAAAAAUAAAGAAAAACCCUUGAAUGAGUAGGUGUGUCCAAACUUUUGACAGGUAGUGUAUAUCUACAGAAAUAAGACAGAUCCUGCUUCUGUAACCUGUUUGAGUGUUUGUUUAAUAGCCUACAGAUAUCGUGAGCACCAAGCCUCACGCAACCACAUGUCGGAUAAACAAUUUCACAAAUUCGACUGUUUUUUAAUCUUUGCUAUACUGUAAUAAAGGCUUUUCGUUAGAACAGCCUCUCUGGUAUUAUGUAUACAUUAUUUAGUAUUUACACUGUUCCAAAUUGUCAGGAAAAUAAUAUUUAUAAUAAAAUAACCCUCCUUUUUCCUUGAUCUCCUUCCUAUUGUUAUUAUUACUAUUAUUAUGAUCAUCAUUAUAAUAAUAAGUAAUGUCAUUAUCAUUAGUAGGCUUAGUAUAGCAGCCUUGUAUCGCCACCAUCGAGCUGUAGGCCUAAGAGCGCAUCCUGUUUAGUCUUUAAUACCGUAACUUACUUAGGCCUAUAUUUCAAUACUUAUAUAGGCUACUGUAUCAAUCAAUUAUUUAAUUGUUUAUGUCAUUACACAGCAUACGAGUCAUUCAUGAUUUGAAAUGCAAUCAAGAAUUUUAGUUUUUAAAUAAAAUAACAAAGUGACCAUUGGAUAAUUAGCAUAAACAAUAAAUACACCGAAACCGUUCCAUUUCGGAAAAUGUAUUCACGAAUGAAUGCGACUGUUUUUAGUCUUUGCUGUAAUAAAGGCUUUACAAAAAAACAAAAAAACAUUACAACAGACUCUCUGGUAUGGUAUAAUUUAUUUAGUGUUGUUUACAUUGUUCCAAACGGUCAGAAAAAUUAUAUUGUAAUCUAACAGCACCAAGGGUUGAGGGAAUAGGGAAUGUUUAUCCUAAACAAAUUAGGGAUUUCAGUAACAUAACACUUCUGUCAGAAACGGCUGUAAUUAUGUUGCAGCUUCAGCAACACGGACACCGCGACACACACUGUUGAUGUUCUGUGGUGGUCGCUGCAGCAGGGAGGAGAGCGAGACAACGGGUGCUAGUCACACAGUCACUCGCUGUCUUUUUUUAACACAGAGCAGAAAGUCUGAGCCAGGCCCAGCACAAUCAAAUCAAUUGCGGUCGGACUCCCUCUAGUCAUUUGUGUCUUAAGUAUUUCAUCAAACAGUUCGCUUAAAGCAUCACACAAGCUCAGUGCAUAUAGUUGAUUUGAUUAAAACACAUAGGAUGUUUCUAUAUAUGGAAAAAUACCUAAUUCUUUUAGACCAAUCGAUUCUUGGUCGACCGAUCAAAUUUUUUAGUUGGGGACAGCCCUAAACUGAGUUAGGAAGGACGCCUGUAUCUUUGUAGUGACUGGGUAUAUUGAUACACCAUCCAAAGUGUAAUUAAUAACUUCACCAUGCUCAAAGGGAUAUUCAAUGUCUACUUUUAAAUGUUUACCCAUCUACCAAUAGGUGCCCUUCUUUGCGAGGCAUUGGAAAACCUCACUGCUCGACUGAGGGACCUUACAAUUAUCUGUAUGUGUAGGUACAGAGAUGAGGUAGUCAUUCAAAAAUCAUGUUAAACAGUAAUAUUGCGAACAGAGUGAGCCCAUGCAACUUAUUAUGUGACUUGUUAAGCACAUUUUUACACCUGAACUUAUUUAGGCUUGCCAUAUCAAAGGGGUUAAAUACUUAUUGACUCAAGACAUUUCAGCUUUUCAUUUUAAUCAAUUUGUAAACAUUUCUAAAAACAUAAUUCCACUUUGACAUUAUGGGGUAUUGUGCAUGUGUGUAGGCCCGUGACAAAAAAAUCUCAAUUUAAUCAAUUUUAAAUUCAGGCUGUAACACAACAAAAUGUGGAAAAAGUCAAGGGAUGUGAAUUAUUUCUGAAGGCACUGUAGUUACGAGAUCUCUAGUUGGAUUUAACCCGUUUUUGCAUUGCCAUUGAGGGCUUCCACCAUUUUAAAGUAGUCAGCUUUGUGGGUAUUCCUAUGGGUUGGAAGGGAUUAGCCAAUGAUCAGAGCAUUGACUUCUUCAAAUUGGGUUACCUGGUUUUUAAAUGGCUUUAAGCUGUAUCACCGCCAUCUAGUGGCCACAAAUUAAUGACACACAGGAUUUGGUUCAGGACUCCAGCACUGCAGGUGUCGGUAAAUCACCAUUAUAAGCUUUAUGCUUUUUUUCAAACACAAAAUAAAAAGAAAAUAGCUUCAAUGGAUCUGCCCGUGCUGUCAUAGUCGCCAUUAUGGUACAGAUACAAAGAAUAUAUAUCUAACUAACUCUGUACCUAGCCCUUAGGCCACUUCUGUACAUCUGAAAGGAUUGGAUAGGUGUGUCCAAUAUGGUGUCAAUUCCACCUACCCUAUCAGAGGGCAAGAUGGAGCUUUUUAAAUAGAUUUUUUUAUUCUACCAGUAACCCUCUACCUCUUUUUUUCUAUAGCUCUCCCACUGGCCACUACCCCAUGAUGAUGCACCUUCCCAAUGGGCUCCUGCCUGGUCCUAUGCAGAUACCCUCUGUCAUUUCUGUAAGUGCCCUGCCUUCACCCAUCUGUCUGUCCUUGUCUGGUUUGGGAAUGGUGGUUGUUGCCAAUUCUGAUUGACGUGGAAGCUGACCUUCGCUAAGGGAGUAAUAACAUCUCAAUCAGAAAGUUUGAUAAAAUAAUGAAAUUGUAUGCUUGCACUAGUCGUCUACAAUGUGUAUUAAUUCACAUAGAAGCAUAUAUGAAGCAGUUUGAAAAGACUGACAUUGAGGUAGUAUCUCACUUUGCCAGCCUGAGCCCCGACCUAGCUAGGUCGUUAAAGUGUGUGUGUGUUCUGUCUCCAGCUGGCUCGGCCCAUGCACAUGGUGCCCAACAUUCCCGGCAUCCCUGGUCCUCCUAUUGGAGGCGGCAGCAGUGGCUCCAACUCCCCCUCCGGGUACACCACACACUCUGAGGCCAAGAUGGUGAGCUCUCUCUCUCGCUCUCUCUCUCUCUCGCUCUCUCUCUCUCUCGCUCUCUCUCUCUCGCCCUCUCUCUCUCGCUCUCUCUUUCUUGCUCUCUCUCUCUCGCUCACUAUAUCUGUCGCUCUGGCUCACUCGCCAUCUGUCUCUCGCUUUUCAUCUUGCUUUUCUCUGUCUCUCUGUCUUGCUCCGGUUCACCGUUCCUUCUCUCUCACUCUCUCUUUCUCUCUCUCCUUCUUUCUUUCUUUCCUUCUUUCUUUCCUUCUUUGUUGCCCUAUUGCGUUCCCUCCCUCCCUCUAUCUCUGUUUGUUCAUCACAUGACAGAGAUUGCAGUCCAAUAAUAGUUUUGAUGAACAUUCGGAGUGCUUGUAUAGGAAAAGAUCAGAUACAUAAACAGGUGUGUUUAAGCAGGUACAUUGGGAGUGAUAACAUGAAUGAGCAGGUGUGUGUGUGUCUGUUUAUUUCUGUCUGUGUGUGUGGUUGUCUGUCUGUCUAUAUAGUUAUAUGUGUGUGUGUGGGGGGUUACUGUUAACAUGGCCCUGGUUGUCCUGUCUCCUGUAGAGGCUGAAGGCAGCACUAGCACAGCAGAGUUCAGGGGGUCAGAUGGGGGGUGUGGCCGGCAGCCCCAUGCACCCCCAGAGGAUGGAGCAGAGCCAGCUAUUGGUGCAGCACCCAGACGCACCCUCGCCCGCACAGCCACAGGUAGGACAACAUGGAGACAUGGACCCUCCCCGCACAGCCACAGGUAGGACAACAUGGAGACAUGGACCCUCCCCGCACAGCCACAGGUAGGACAACAUGGAGACAUGGACCCUCCCCUGCACAGCCACAGGUAGGACAACAUGGAGACAUGGACCCUCCCCUGCACAGCCACAGGUAGGACAACAUGGAGACAUGGACCCUCCCCUGCACAGCCACAGGUAGGACAACAUGGAGACGUGGACACACACAUUUUACAUUUGAGUAAUUUAGCAGACGCUCUUAUCCAGAGCAAAAUACAGAGUGCAUUCAUCUUAGGAUAGCUAGGUGGGACAAUCGCAUAUCUUAAGCACAUUUUUUCCUUUAAAAAAAGUAGCUAUCAGCAAAGUCAGUGGUGGUGAGGUGGUUUCAGAAGAUGGGCAGGGACUCUGUGGGAAGCCAGGACAGAGAAUAACUUUGACUGGGCUGAGCGGGAGAUUCCCUCUCGUAGGGGUGGGAGGGCCAGGAGACGAGAGGCAGAACUUGGUAGUACUCAGGUUGGGGUGUAGGGUUUGAGCAUAGUCUGAAGGUAGGGAGAGAGGGGCAGUUCCUCUUGCUGCUCUGUAGGCAAGUACCAUGGUCUUGUAAUGGAUGCGCGCUUCGACUGGAAGCCAGUGGAGUGUGCGGAGGAGCAGGGUGACAUGGGAGAUCUUGGGAAGGUUGAACACCAUGCUGGCUGCGGCGUUCUGGAUAAGUUGCAAGGGUUUGAUGGCACAAGCGGGGAGCCCAACCAACAGUGAGUUGCAGUAGUCCAGACUGGAGAUGACAAGUGCCAGGAUUAUGACCUGCGUCACUUCCUGUGUGAGGUAGGGUCGGACUCUAUGGAUGUUGGUGUUUAUCCAGGGUCACGCCAAGUUUCUUUGCAGUCUGGGAGGGGGACACCGUGGAGUUGUCAACCGUGAUGAAGUUGGGCAGGCCUUCUCCGGGAGGAAGAGCAGCUCCAUUUUGCCAAGGUUGAUUGGCUGACAUCCAAGCUGAGAUAUCUGCCAGGCACGCAGAGAUGCGUGUCGCAACCUGGGCGUCAGAAGAAGGGAAACAGAAAAUAAGUUGUCAUCCACCAUCUUAGCAAUGAUCGGAGAGACCAUGUGAGGAUUUGAUAGAGCCGAGUGACUUGGUGUAUAGAGAGAAGAGGAGAGGGCUUUGAACUGAGAUCUGGGGGACACCAGUAGUGAGAGUACGUGGGGCAGAUCCUCUCCACGUCACCUGGUAGGAGCAAGCCUGCCAGGUAGGAUGCAAUCCAAGAGUGUGCAGAACCUGAGACGCCCUGCCCUGAGAGGGUGGGGAGGUGAAUCUGAUGGUUCACGGUGUCGAAGGCAGUGGAUAGAUCUAGGAGGAGAGUGAGUCAGCUUUGGCAGUGCAUAGAGCCUCCGUGACACAGAAGAGAACAGUCUCGGUUGAGUGACACAUCUUGAAGCCUGACUGGUUAGGGUUAAGAAGUUAUUUCUGAGAGAGAUAGUGAGAGAGUUGGUCAGAGACUGCACGGUCAAGUGUUUUGGAAAGAAAAGAAAGAAGGGAUGGUUAGGGUUAAGAAGUUAUUUCUGAGAGAGAUAGUGAGAGAGUUGGUCAGAGACUGCACGGUCAAGUGUUUUGGAAAGAAAAGAAAGAAGGGAUACAUACCGGUCUGUAGUUUUUGACGUCAGAGAGGUUGAGUGUUGGUUUCUUGAGGAGGGGAGCAACUCUGGCCAGUGGUCAGGGAUGUGUUGAUGAGGGAAGUAAGGAAUGGGAGAAGGUCUCCAGAGAUGGUCUGGAGGAGGGGAUGGGGUCGAGCGGGCAGGUUGUCGGGCGGCCGGUCCUCACUAGUCUCAGGAUUUCAUGUGGAGAGAGAGGGGAGAAAGAGGUCGAAGCGUAGGGUAGUCCUGUGUAAGUGGGAUCAGUGGACUCAAUAGGCUGAGUGAAUGAGGAGCGGAUGUCGUCAACCUUCUUUUCAAAGUGGGUGACAAAGUCAUCCGCAGAGAGGGAGGAGGGAGCGGGUGGAGGAUAAAGGUGGAAGGAAGUGUCCUAGCCCUGUUCUGUAAGCUCACAAUGAGCCACUCAGCCACGGCGCAGGCGGGUAGGGCCGAGCCGGCCGGGAGGAAAGGGGACAGUGCGAGUCAUAGGAUGCGGAAAGGGAGGAGAGUAGGGUCGAAGAGGCAGAAUCACGAGACAGGAGGGAGAAGGAUGUAGCAGAAGGAAGAGAUGAUGGGAUAGAAGAGGAGAGAGUAGUGGGGAGGGAAAGUGAAGAUUGAAACGGCAAGUGACCAUCUGGGUAGGGGCUGAGUGGGUAGGGUUGGAGGAAAGGGAGAGAGAAAAGGAAGCAAAGUAGUGAUCAGAGACCUGGAGGGGGAACAGUCUCUAGUAAAGAUGAGAUCAAGCGUAUUGCCUGCCUUGUGAGUGGGAGGGGACUGGUGAGGUCAAAAGAGGCAAGGAGGGGAAAGAAAGAGGUGGAAAGAAAUUAAUCAAAGGCAGAUGUCGGGAGGUUGAAGUCGCCCAGAAUGAUGAGCGGUGAGCCAUCGUCAGGAAAUGAGCUUAUCAAGGUGUCAUGCUCGUUGAGGAACUCUCUAAGGGCACCUGGUGGGCGAUAGAUGACAACAAUGUUAAGCUUGAGUGGACAAGUGACAGUGACCGCAUAGAAUUCAAAUGAGGAGAUGGACAGGUGAGUGAGGUAGAAAAAAUAAAAUCUCCACUUAGGAGGAAUGAGGAUACACACACGCAUGUUAAUUGUAAAGAAUAUAAAUGGAGACUUAUACUCUGUGGCCACAAUAGAAAAUGAUCAAAACCCUCUUGACUUGGAUCUUCAUGACUCUUGGUUCAUUGACAUCAGUAGAGGGGCUUUAAAAUGCAAAAUUAUAAUUUAGCCACUAAAAGACUUCCAGUGUUGAGCUCAAUCUGUCUAGCCCACUCCCCCUCAGUCUAUACCCCUGUCUGCCUGCUGCCAUGACUCUCUCUUUCUCUCUCGCUCUCUCUCCCCCCCAGGUGUCUCCUGCUCAGCCUACCGGUGGUCGGCGGCGGCGUGCGGCGGAGGACGACCCGGAUGAUAGACGACAGCGUUUCCUGGAGAGGAACCGGGCAGCCGCCUCGCGCUGCCGACAGAAACGCAAAGUCUGGGUCAACUCCUUAGAGAAGAAGGCCGAGGAGCUCUCCUCCAUGAACGUCUUCCUGGCGGUGGGUGUGUGGGAGGGUGGGUGUGUGAGUGUGUGGGAGGGUGGGUGGGUGUGGGUGUGUGAGUGUGUGGGAGGGUGGGUGUGUGAGUGCGCGUUUUCAAGAUUGCACUGUAUUCUGCUCUCAUCUGUCCUUUCUUUGAACCACCCACUCAUUGAGAUAUUUCUAUCAACCAGUUUGAAAAGUCAAUCUAAAUGUCUCAGUAUUAUCCAUUGCCUUUCUCUGUGUCGGUGUGAGUCAACAGUAAUGGCAGAGGAAAAAAAUGAAAACUUGCACACAGUUUAAUGCUGCUAUUCAGUCCUCAAUGCUUUAUUCCUGCCCCAUACGUUUGAGAUGUGCAUACCAUGCUGCUUUCUUCAAUGUUUUUAUCCAUCUGCCCAGGGACUACAGAUAAACUAGCCAGCCUGCUAAAUCUGUCCCAGUCAAAAUAAUACAUAAAUAAAUAUAUAUCACUCUUGUUUGCUUCAUCAACAGUGACUUCAGACCCUCUCUCUCUGUGUAUUCGUGUGAGAAAACACAGCAGUAUUGACUCAUUAUUAUUAUUAUUAUUAUUAUUAUUAUUAUUAUUUUUAUUAAUAACAACAGUAUUGACAUUAUUAUUAUUAUUGUAAUUAUUAAUAACAACAGUAUUGACUCAUUAUUAUUGUAAUUAUAACAACAGCAUUGACUCAUUGUUAUUGUAAUUAUUAAUAAUAAUAGUAUUGACUCAUUGUGUUACUGUGUCUCUUCAGAAUGAGGUGUCUCUUCUGAGGAACGAGGUGGCUCAUCUCAAGCAGCUGCUGCUGGCUCAUAAGGACUGCCCUGUCACCACUCUACAGAAGAACAUGGGUGAGCCUGCUAUCUAGCAGCAUCUAGAAAACACACUGAAACCUCUCCUCAGGCUGUUGGAUGAAAGGCAUUGUAUAACGUUAUAUAGUCAAGUCUACAGUGGCUAGUUCAGAUCACUACCUUGGCUUAGUCAGUGGCUAGUUCAGAUCACUACCUUGGCUUAGUCAGCGUCUAGUUCAGAUCACUACCUUGGCUUAGUCAGCGUCUAGUUCAGAUCACUACCUUGGCUUAGUCAGCGUCUAGUUCAGAUCACUACCUUGGCUUAGUCAGCGUCUAGUUCAGAUCACUACCUUGGCUUAGUCAGCGUCUAGUUCAGAUCACUACCUUGGCUUAGUCAGCGUCUAGUUCAGAUCACUACCUUGGCUUAGUCAGCGUCUAGUUCAGAUCACUACCUUGGCUUAGUCAGCGUCUAGUUCAGAUCACUACCUUGGCUUAGUCAGUGGCUAGUUCAGAUUACUACCUUGGCUUAGUCAGUGGCUAGUUCAGAUUACUACCUUGGCUUAGUCAGUGGCUAGUUCAGAUCACUACCUUGGCUUAAUCAGUGGCUAGUUCAGAUCACUACCUUGGCUUAGUCAGCGUCUAGUUCAGAUUACUACCUUGGCUUAAUCAGUGGCUAGUUCAGAUCCCUACCUUGGCUUAAUCAGUGGCUAGUUCAGAUUACUACCUUGGCUUAAUCAGUGGCUAGUUCAGAUCCCUACCUUGGCUUAGUCAGUGGCUAGUUCAGAUUACUACCUUGGCUUAGUCAGUGGCUAGUUCAGAUCACUACCUUGGCUUAAUCAGUGGCUAGUUCAGAUCACUACCUUGGCUUAGUCAGUGGCUAGUUCAGAUCUCUAGAUGGCCAUGGUAGGAAUAACAAAAAUACUUUGUUGUUAGAACCAAUGAGCCAGUAAGUACAUAUGCUAAAUGUCUUCAUUAAUGGGGGUUAAGUGAUUGAAAUAGCUUGUUGUGGUUUCUGGUGGCUCUGUUCUUUCUACCAUGUAGAGUAUCUCUGGUAAACUCAUCCUUGUAACUCUUGUGUCUCUGUGCUGUAGGAGAAGACAGUACUAUGAAAGACGUGUCGGAGCCCACCGGCUCCCCAGCACCCGUCAUCCAGCACAGCUCCCUGCCCAGCCCCUCUCCUUCCUCGGGCCCCAACGGCAUAAAUGCCCAGGCGGCCGCCGAGGCCAUGUCUGUGCUGGCUGGGAUGGGUCAGCACCAGCAGAGGAGAGGAGAGAGGGAUGGAGGGAGAGACGGGAGGGAUGGACCCUCCUCCCACGUCAUCAUGGCCACACAGUCGCACCACUCUGCCAGAUGAUGAGCAAUGAGCGUAUCACACGCCACGGCCCGGGACUCUAUGGUAAACACACCACCAGGCACCAGCCUACACAGGGGCAGGAGGAAAGCAGAGGAGAGGGUAGAGAAGGAAGAGGGCAACAUGCCUUCCUAGUAAAAUCAACCUGAGGAGUAGUUACAUGAUACAACCUCCCUCCUCUCUGCCUGUGCUGUGGCGGCCAUUUUGUGUCAGCAACUUUGUGUCAGGCCUGGAGCCUUGCUGGAGCUCAGCAACAACAGCCUUCUGGGAAUGGACCGGGACGAUAGGAGAAAAAGAGCUUCUUGUUCUGUUCACUAUGCCAUAUAUAGACUACAUACAGGGGCUGGACUCCACACCCCUCGUAUCCUC
Molecule: messenger RNA, 24322 nt
Organism: Coregonus sp. 'balchen'
Lineage: Eukaryota; Metazoa; Chordata; Actinopteri; Salmoniformes; Salmonidae
Source: the annotation of a GenBank genome assembly